Molecule: messenger RNA, 5535 nt
Organism: Hippoglossus stenolepis (Pacific halibut)
Lineage: Eukaryota; Metazoa; Chordata; Actinopteri; Pleuronectiformes; Pleuronectidae
Gene: mmp24
Product: matrix metallopeptidase 24
Biological process (GO): collagen catabolic process; extracellular matrix organization; proteolysis
Cellular component (GO): extracellular matrix
Molecular function (GO): metalloendopeptidase activity; zinc ion binding
Source: RefSeq, a predicted model, not a curated record
UGAACUACGGUUACCUGCUGCCUCACGACGUCCGCACCUCCGACCUGCGGCAGGAGAAAGCCAUGCAGUCUGCUGUGGCCGCCAUGCAGCGUUUUUAUGGGAUUCCUGUGACGGGCGUCCUGGAUGAGACGACCAUAGAGUGGAUGAGGAGACCUCGCUGCGGCGUCCCAGAUCAUCCUCACACCAGCCGCCGGCAGAGGAAUAAACGCUACGCCCUGACGGGACAGAAAUGGAGAGAUAAGAAGAUCUCGUACAGCAUAUCCAACUUCACCCCCAAAGUGGGCGAGAAGGACACGCAGAGAGCGAUCCGACAAGCCUUCAACGUGUGGCAGACCGUCACUCCGCUGUCCUUCCAGGAGGUGCCGUACUCGGAGAUCAACGAGGGUAAGGAGGCGGACAUCAUGAUCUUCUUUGCCUCUGGUUUCCAUGGUGACAGCUCUCCGUUUGAAGGAGAGGGGGGUUUCCUUGCCCACGCCUAUUUCCCUGGCGCUGGCAUCGGAGGAGACACACACUUUGACUCUGAUGAGCCCUGGACGCUGGGCAACGCCAACAACGACGGUAAUGAUUUGUUCCUGGUGGCGGUUCAUGAGUUGGGUCACGCGUUGGGUUUGGAGCACUCCAACGAUCCCAGCGCCAUCAUGGCUCCUUUCUACCAGUACAUGGACACGCACAACUUCAAGCUGCCUCUGGAUGACCUGCAGGGGAUUCAGAAAAUCUACGGUAUCCCCACAGCCAUGCUGGAACCCACCAGGCCGCUGCCCACUUUACCUUCUCGACGGACACACUCCACCUCCGAGCGCAAGCCCGACCGUCAUUCCCGUCCGGCGCGUCCCCCCGGUGACCGGCCGGCGCUGCCUGGAAACGGCAAACCCAACAUCUGUGACGGCAACUUCAACACCGUGGCCUUCUUCAGACGGGAGAUGUUUGUUUUCAAGGACCGGUGGUUUUGGCGUCUGAGGAACAACAAGGUGCAGGAGGGUUACCCCAUGCAGAUCGAUCAGUUCUGGAAAGGCCUGCCACCUCGCAUCGACGCCGCCUACGAGAGAUCUGACGGCAAAUUUGUCUUCUUCAAAGGUGAUAAGUACUGGGUGUUUAAGGAGGUCACGGCCGAGCCGGGUUACCCUCACGGCCUGGUGGAGCUGGGCAGCUGCCUCCCCAAAGACGGCAUCGACACGGCGCUGCGCUGGGAGCCGGUGGGGAAGACCUACUUCUUCAAAGGGGAUCAGUACUGGCGCUACAACGAGGAGAAGCACACCGCUGACCCCGGGUACCCCAAACCCAUCACUGUGUGGAAGGGAAUACCGGACGCUCCGCAGGGGGCCUUCAUCAGCAGAGAAGGCUACUACACAUACUUCUACAAGGGGAAGGAGUACUGGAAGUUCGACAACCAGAAGCUGACGGUAGAACCUGGAUAUCCAAAAUCUAUCUUACGCGACUGGAUGGGCUGCGACCAGUCCGACAUGGAGCGCUCCGGCGGCAGCGGUAACCGCGGUGACCGCCAGCUGCCCCUCGACGACGUGGACAUCAUGGUGACCAUCAAUGACGUCCCGACGACGGUCAACGCCAUCGCCGUGGUGAUCCCCUGCAUCCUGUCGCUGUGCAUCCUGGUGCUGGUGUACACGAUUUUCCAGUUCAAAAACAAAGGAGUGCAGCAGAACACCCUGGCACAGCACUACUACAAAUACCCCGUUCAGGAGUGGGUAUGACAGGCAACCUUCCCCCGAGGAGGUCAAAGUUCACAGGUGAAGUGGUUGUGAUGCUGUUGGCGAGCUAAUGUUGGCUAAUGGCUAAAAACACUAGCAGAGGAAAGUGGACAGUCGAUGCUAAAAGACGGUAACUGGCUUGAAACUCACGACCGGAAGAUUCGUGACUUUGUCUUUUUCAAACAAACUGAGAACUCGUCCACAGAUACUGGAGGAGGAUCUUCCCGAGGACACGAUUUUUCAGUCUUGACCUGAUGAUGCGACACUGAACUUGGACUCCUCGUCUGGGACCUACGACACACAGCUCUCCUUCUCAGUGGAAAGAGCGAGGAGGAGGCCAGACGACGACAGCUUGUAUCGUGUGAACUUCUUCAGCUAGUAAGAUGAGAUUUAAUUUAAAAAAAAGAAAUGAAUAAAAACAUCACACUUGAAGAUAAAUGUAGGUAGAAAGGCCAUAACAAAGAAAACCAAGGAUUUCUCCGUUGUAUGGAAACUGUCAGAGGACAUUUUCCUCUCUUUUAGCACCAGACACAACAAAAGCAUUCCCAUCACCAUCAACUCAAACUCGACUUUAAUCCUCCCUCAACUUUUUAAAAUCUGUGUAGAUCUACACGGUGUGGCGCGAUGCUGUGUGUAGAGUAGUGAGUCAUCAGCGUAUAGUGAUAGAUUAGCUCAGCGGCCUUAUCUCGAACACGUCUGCUCAUAUUUAACAUCCACGCAUCCGGGGCCCGUAUUAAUCGAGCCGCUCGACGUAAAGUAAUGAAAAAACUAACAUGACAACAAGCGAUUUUUCUUAAAACAGGACCUUUCUUAAACAUGUUUUCAUUAAUUGUACAAAAUAUCGUAAUUGAUGAUGAAAACUACGUCGGCUGAUAGAAAAGUGGUAGUUUUAUCCCACUGUUUGCAUUUUAUUCAUAUAUGUAAUAGAAUGUUGCACCACACUUUUUUAGAAUUUAGUUUCUAUUUCAACCAAUUUCUUAUUUAAUUCCUAUUUAUACAUUCUAAAUAUAUUCGAUUGUUAAUUUUACAUGUUUACUGCUAUUUGAGAUAUCGAGGAUUUAACUCAAGUAAAAAGAAGCGUUUGAAUAAUUACGAGUACACUUGUUUUUGGAGAAUAACAUAUCACUGAGUGAACAGUUUAUUUCUUUUUUAACAAACAGCUCAGCAGAUGAAGUGUAAAUCCUCUCGUCUGAUUGGCUCGUUCUGCUGGAGCUUUAUGGGAUGUGGUCACUCGGGAGCUGCUCUUUAACUUUGCUCUACGUUACCUUGUUGUAAGUAGCAGGAAGUUGUUUGAUAAAUGUGUCUUAAAGCUCACAGGAACUUUUUAAAUUGUUAUACACGUUUUUUAUCACAUUUCAGUUUCUGUUUUUCUGUUUUUAUUUAUUUGAAGUAUUCUAAUGCUGCGUUCAUUCAGAGGCGGGAAUCUAAACGAGAACAUGGCCGACCGUGACAUUUAAUUCAUUUAAAACUUCACCGAUCGUCGUGAUAUUUUCAGUUUCAGUCAACAUGCAGAAUAAACUUUUACUAUGUGAUAGUUUUUAUGUUUUUUUACCAAAUACAGGCAGAUAUACUUUACGUUGAUGAUUUGCCGUUGUUGCUCAAACAACUGCUCCUCCAUGACGACGUUUCCAUGGAUACCAAUAAUCUGAGUGUUGACCUCAUACUGAUUUAGACAUUAUUCAGAUUAUGAUGUUUACAUGAGAUGCUCAUAGAAUAUUCCAUCAUAUUUCUGUUCAUACAAAACACGUCAACAUUUCGUCCACGACGUCAUUUGUCCGACGUUCCCGCCAGAAUUUUAAAACCCGACCUGAAUUUAUUUAAUCCACAAUGUGAACUUCUGAGUGUUUUUCUUUAUAAUUUAGCAGAAGCUUCAUCUCCUCGGGAGUUUUCCAUCUUGUUAUUACUCAAACCCAGAAAAUGAAAACUCAUUAUAAUGUGAUCAAGACAAAUGAAGUAUAAAUGUCCACAUAGUUUGACUAAAUCAGAAUGUCUGAAUUAGAUUAUUGUCUAUUCAGGUUAAAUUAAUCAGAAGAUGCUGUUUACAUGUCAGUGUCUUAUUCAGAUUGUUGUUUUAAUCUGGUUAAUAUCAGAAUAUUGGUGUCCAUGGAAACGGGGCUGCGACCUCCGACCUUCCGUUGUACAUUUUUGAGUCAGAGGUUGUAAAGUCUGGUCUUGUGAGUUUCCUGGAACGCAGCGUUCAUAGUGUUUGAUAAUCACUCGCCUGCAGCUGAGAUUCUUUUUAUUCCUGGAGUUUGUCUUUAUCCUCAUUUCCCAAAGAAAACGGCUCAGGAGGAAUUGGAGAGGAGGAGGUAGAAAGAGACGGUGAAGGGACAGGGAGGUGGAAUAGAGCAGGUUCUGAAUCCAGGGCGAUAGAGUCGUGCACAGAGGAUACGUGAGUAUUAGUAUUCAGGCUGUACUGCAGAAACAUCAACCAGACUUAAUGAAGUUACUGCUGUUCACAAAGCUUCUAACAGACACACGUCCCUCACUUUAAUCCCUCUGUCCUCACUCCGUCCUCUUGUAAUUGUCCCCGUUCACGUGGCCUCUCGUCUCCUCGGCCCCUCCCUCUUCACUUAUCUCCUUCUACGUCUUCAACACGUCUCCACAUCGUCUUUAUAUCAACACGACACAACUUUAAUGUCAGUGUCUGUUUAUCAGUGCUCAUGCUCGGCUUUGUUCUUCUCGUCUUCUCGGGAUUCGCCAGCACAUUUACACAAACCUUGUGUUACUGUUUGUGUCGACAGGACGUGAGUUGUGUUGUAAAAUGAGCUCACAUGCUCUUGUACACUCCAGUUGCAGAUGUGUCACAUUGACAGAAGUUACGAUGGUGUUUGGUUUCAUUGUUUGACACAGUUAAACUUGUGAUUUACAUUAAUUCAAGGUUUAAAUCACUCAGGUUUGAGUUAUUUUCACAUUGUCAGAGGCACAAUAAAGAUUUCGUAUAAUUGAAUGUCACAAACGUACGAGGAUUAGAGGACUAAUGGUUUGAAGUAACGAAAACUUGUGGACGAGGAGAAUCUUUGGUCGAGCGGUGAAACAGGAAACGGUCUGAAUUAGUGGCGAGCUCUUUAUGUGAGUGAGUCAUCGAAUGCACCGGACCACUCUUCACUUUAUCUUCUGAAACAGCAGCUGCUUGAUUUAAAUACACAAGCGUCUCAUUUAAAAGUCAUAAUGUGACUCAUGAUGGUUCAUUCAGGGGCCACUGAGCUCCCUAGAGAAGCCCCCCCGCCGCCCCCCCGCCCACUCAUCUACGACCCGGCGCCUCAGGCCGGGAAUCUCUGUUGUGGGUCAUCUCAGGACGACUCCUCACUGAGUCGCUGUUUGUCCAGACUGAAACAUUGUGAUGAUUUAAAUUCACUAGAUCCAGAUUUUUAUUUGCAUCUCGUAAAUAUCACUGCUCUAAAUAUUUAUUAUUUUCUCAAGAUCCAUGAAUUAUUCUCUGAGAAAUCAAGGAAAAUGUUGGAAAACUUUUAAUUAGAAAAAAGUUGUAAUAAUACAAGAACAGUCUCGUAAUUUAAGUUUCAUUUCGAUUACAACUUAGCUUAAAUUAUUAAUAGUAAUACUACGACUUUACUGUCAUAAUAUUACGACUUUUUCUCAUAACAUUCCAAAUUUAUUCAAAUUAUAUUAAUAUUUUAUCCUCAUUGUUUCUCAAAAUAUCAAAAAGAUUUUUCUUCAACAUCGUCGUCUUCUUGAAGUUGCAGUUUUUGAUCUGCACCGUCCACAUGCACAGUAAAAACAUGUUGCAGCGUCUCUCUCUCUCUCUCUCUCUCUCUCUCUCUCUCUCUCUCUCUCUCUCUCCCUCUCCUCUCUCUCUCCCCUCCUCUCUCUC